AUGACGCGCCUCCGCAGGAAGGCUCUCGUCGCGCUCUUCCUCUUCACCCUCUUCAUCUUCGGCACCAUGAUGGGGCUCCGGACGCUCAAACCCAGCGACGGCUUCUCGGACAUGGCCCCCGGCAUGGACCUCAUCGUGGAGCGGUCCGACAGGCUGCGGCUAGACGUGAAAGACGUGGCUCCGUCGCCGGGCCAGUUCCACAUGGGCAGCAGCGACACGAAGGUGGUCUUCAGCCGGUCCGACCGAGACUACAGCAUCUUCUACGAUGUGCACAUAUUCUACUACCUGUGGUACGGCUCCCCCAGCAUGGACAACAAGUACAUCCACUGGGAUCAUGUGCUGGUGCCACACUGGGACCCCAAGAUCGCAGCUAGUCACGCUCAGGGAAGGCACACGCCACCAGAGGACGUCGCUUCAAGUUUCUACCCUGAGCUGGGACCCUACAGCUCCAGGGACCCAACGGUGCUGGAGUCACACAUGGCCCAGAUAGAAGCGGCUGCAGCAGGGGUGUUGGUGUUGUCCUGGUAUCCUCCUGGGGUGGCCGACGACCAUGGGGAGCCCACGGAGGACCUGGUUCCCGCAGUCAUGGACGCUGCCCACAGGCACAGCAUCAAGGUGGCCUUUCACAUACAGCCAUACAAAGGACGGACGGACCAGAGCAUGCAUGACAACAUCAAAUACAUCACUGACAAGUAUGGAAAACAUGGCGCCUUCUACAGAUUCCGGUCCAGCACAGGUCGGGUCCUGCCUCUGUUUUAUGUCUACGACUCCUACCUGACGCCGCCCGAGUCCUGGGCAGACCUCCUGACAGCCAAGGGCUCCCACAGCAUCAGGGGCACACCUUACGAUGGCAUUUUCGUGGCCCUCAUCGUCGAGGAGCGCCACAAACAUGACAUCCUGGCCAGUGGCUUCGAUGGCAUAUACACCUACUUUGCCUCCAACGGUUUCUCCUUUGGUUCGUCCCACCAGAACUGGAAAGCCAUCAAGGCCUUCUGCGAUGGAAACAAUCUGCUGUUCAUCCCCAGUGUCGGCCCAGGGUACGUAGACACCGCUGUUCGGCCAUGGAACAACCAUAACACCAGGAACCGGGUGAAUGGACGAUACUACGAGACAUCCCUGCAAGCAGCUCUGUCUGUCAGACCAGAACUUGUCACCAUUACUUCCUUUAAUCAAUGGCAUGAAGGAACGCAGAUAGAGAAGGCUGUGCCCAAGAAAACCGUGACCCGUUUGUACCUAGACUACCAACCCAACCAGUCUGACCACUACCUGGAGCUUACACGUCAGUGGGCCGAGAACUUUAACAAGGAGAAAGACAAGUGGUUGAUGUGAACGUGGUUUUAUUUCCCUGGUAGAUGUGUUGGGGGGGAAUCGGAAACGACAAGACGUCAGCUCUCACUGUAGAAAAACAACUUUACAUUUGUACAUCUUCCUUUUUUUCUCCACUUCAGAACACCACUGACGAGCUUUCCCCCAAAUAUCCACUGUGCCCACAUUGUUUUUAAUCACUAACAUUUUUGUAAAGGUAAAUAAGUUCACUGGUUUGUUGGAUCGACAAGGUCACAGUGAAAGGUAAUCAUCCUUUUGAGGAUAACAAAUCAGUAUGUGUUGUGACAUCAAGAAAGUGUGGCUAUGUACAGUAACUCUGCUCUUUUGGGUUUUGGGUUUUAUUUUCUUAUGA
Messenger RNA from Pleuronectes platessa (European plaice), 1678 nucleotides. It is a transcript of the gene maneal, whose product is annotated as mannosidase endo-alpha like. Bases 1 to 1329 code for a protein of 442 amino acids. Lineage: Eukaryota; Metazoa; Chordata; Actinopteri; Pleuronectiformes; Pleuronectidae. The transcript is spliced from 4 exons. Gene Ontology annotation, cellular component: Golgi apparatus. Gene Ontology annotation, molecular function: alpha-mannosidase activity. The record is from RefSeq and is a predicted model, not a curated record.